Polistes canadensis is the source of this 2502-nucleotide messenger RNA. Its product is annotated as sulfhydryl oxidase 1-like. Gene Ontology annotation, molecular function: flavin-dependent sulfhydryl oxidase activity; protein disulfide isomerase activity. The record is from RefSeq and is a predicted model, not a curated record. Gene Ontology annotation, biological process: protein folding. Bases 83 to 2014 code for a protein of 643 amino acids. Lineage: Eukaryota; Metazoa; Arthropoda; Insecta; Hymenoptera; Vespidae. Gene Ontology annotation, cellular component: Golgi membrane. The transcript is spliced from 3 exons.
GGUAUCACUGUCACAAAUCAGUGUACCACCACUUCAAUACAUUUAAAGAUUCUUUAGGUUAAGAAUCGGUGUAAAUACAAACAUGCAACGACACGAUUUCAUAAUACAAAUAAUUUUAUUGCAUAUUAUAAUACUAUGUCAAAAUACAUCAGUAGUUGCAGUACAAGAGGAUCAAUAUCAAAAUUAUCCUGCUCAAGGUUUAUAUAAUGUCAGUGAUAAUGUAGUAGUAUUAAAUGAUACUAAUUUUAAAACAAGUGUCUAUGGAGAUUCUAAAGGAUGGUUAGUUGAAUUUUAUAAUAGUUGGUGUGGAUUCUGUUAUCGUUUUGCACCCACGUGGAAGGCUUUUGCAAACGAUGUUUAUCCUUGGAGAGAUAUCGUAGUUAUUGCAGCAAUAGAUUGCGCUGUAGACGACAACAAUCCUAUUUGUCGUGAAUAUGAAAUAAUGCAUUAUCCAACGCUUAAAUAUUUUCCUGUUAAUGCGCAUUCUUCUUUCAUGGGUAUAGUAGUCGAAAAAGGUGAUAAUAUUGAGGGUGUUAGAUACAAUUUGAUUAAGAGACUUGAAAAAGAACAAGAAGAGGGACGUGGUUUAACGUGGCCUAAUAUUACACCUUACAGGAAUGCAGAGAUAAAAGACAUAUGGAAGAUAGUACCUAAAACUGUAAAAUAUUUCUUUCUGUUUUUUGAGAAAACAGACUCUCAUUUGGGAACUGAAAUCAUAUUAGAUAUGCAUAAAAUUACAAGCCUACAAAUACGUAGGGUCACAUCCGACAAUGAAUUGUUAUGUGUAACAAGUCAAAUCACAAAAUUUCCAAGUAUAAGUGUAUUGAGCCAAGAAGAACCGCAAAAGCACUUAAAUAUUAGAACACCAACGAGAGAAGGUGUUAAACAAAUUAUUGGAAAUUAUAUGCGUUCAAAGGGUAUAAAUAUAGAUGAACAAAUUAUUGUCAAUCGCAAUGUUGUCUCCUUAACUGCAAAACCAGAUACAAUAAAUAAUACUAAAUCAAAUUCCCAUAAAGAGCAACAAUAUAACUCGGACAUAUUUGAAGAUCAUUUAUACCAACUAGAUUUGGAAAAUGCGCUGCGAUAUUCCAUUUAUGACGAAAUACCAAUGAAUAAAAUUAUAGAAGGAGAAAAGUUAGAGGCAUUAAAGGUAUACCUAAAUGUUGUAGCCAAAUAUUUUCCAAUGAGAUACAGUAGUGUUUUUCUCGAUGAAAUUCGUAAUGCAAUCAAUAAAAAAGAUAAGAUAUACGGGGAAGAAUUUCUUGAAUUUGUCAAAUCAACAGAGAAAAAAAUGUCACCGGUAUAUUCGGGUCCGCAACAAUGGAUUGGAUGUAAAGGAAGUAAAAAAGUAUAUAGAGGAUAUCCUUGUGGAUUAUGGACAAUGUUUCACAUGCUAACUGUUAAUUUUGGAAUGGAAAAUAAAGACAAACGUCAUUACAAUCCGAUUGAAGUAUUACGAGCCAUGUACAGAUAUAUAACCAAUUUCUUUGGUUGCACUGAUUGUGCGAGACACUUUGCAGAAAUGGCAUCGAGAAACAAAAUAUAUGAGGUACAGAAUGGAGAUGAUAAUAUAUUAUGGUUAUGGAAAGCACACAAUGAAGUUAAUGCAAGAUUGGCAGGAGAUGAAACGGAAGAUCCAGAACAUAAAAAAGUACAAUAUCCAUUAAAAGAACAAUGUUCCGAGUGCAGAUACUCGAAUGGAACUUGGAGAACGGAUCAGGUUUUAUAUUAUCUUAAAAGAAAGUACAGUUAUGCGGGAAUAAAUUAUUAUGGAUCUAGUGAAAAACAAAAUAACGUUAAAAAUAUUGAAUCGAAACUAAGACAAGGACAAUUAGUCACUAACAAAUAUUUAAGUUUUAAAAAAUUGGUUUGGGAUUUUAAUAUAUUUGAUAUAAGCAUUUGCGUUAUAUUAUACGUCACAUCCGCUACUAUACUCACACUCGUUUGCAUUAAAUUUGCUGUAAAAAGAAGUUACAGGAAAAAAACGUACAUAAAUUUACUCGGUAAAGUAUAAAUUUGUGCAAUCUGUGUAUACGUAGAAUACAUUUUUUUAAAAUAUUGUGUAUAUACACUAAACGUCUGUGUGUUCGACUGUACAUAUUAUUCAUAUUGUUUAAUAAUCUAAUAGUCUUUUUAUAUUUAUCUGAAUUUUUAUAUUAUUGACUAAACAGAUUUAAUUCUUGUACUAUCCCUGCAAGAAUGAUUUAACAAAAUUGUACAGGUCACAUGUAUUUAUAUUAUCAAAUUAUUCUUCUAAAAGUUUUAAAUUAUGCACAUUAUGAAACUUCCAAUUGUACAUUGUGAUAUUAUUUUAAACAUGAUUUUUGACUAAAUGUUUUAAUUAUUAUGUUAAGUACUCUUCCGUUAGUAUCAAAUUUAAUGCAAAAACUUCAAUGUUACAACAAUUGUAAUGAAAAUGAACGUUUAUCGAAUGAUUGUGAAUUGUAAAUACUAUUUUACAGCUGAAAUUAAAUUUUCCAAAAAAUAACAUAAAUAUAAUAA